Messenger RNA from Pollicipes pollicipes, 3513 nucleotides. RefSeq names its product toll-like receptor 6. Gene Ontology annotation, cellular component: plasma membrane. The transcript is spliced from 3 exons. The annotation marks the transcript as partial. The record is from RefSeq and is a predicted model, not a curated record. Lineage: Eukaryota; Metazoa; Arthropoda; Thecostraca; Pollicipedomorpha; Pollicipedidae. Gene Ontology annotation, biological process: sodium ion transport. Gene Ontology annotation, molecular function: sodium channel activity; protein binding.
AUGUCGCGCGUCCUCUCACCCCGGACCUCGGUGGCGUCCGCCCGCUCCCUACUGGUAAUCGGCUGCCUCCUGCUGGCCGGCUACCAGUGCUUCACGCUGCUGCAGCUGUACCUCAGCGAGCCCGUGUCCAUGUCGCUCUCGUUCACACCAGGCAAGGAGGUGGCCGUGCCUUCCGUCACCAUUUGCGGCUUCCCUUAUGAUCGUGUCGCGAAGGCGCACCGCCGCCCGCAGAACGUCUCGAUCGCGGAGGGGUACUGGCAGGCCAGCGUCAACCUGGGCCGGCAGGUGAAACGCUGCUUCCCCAGCUGCCGGCCGGACCAGAACAUCCCAUACCCUGGAGGGAAGACUCCGGUGAAGACCGGAAGCUGGAGCUCCUGGGUGGCGACGGUCGAGCACGCGCUGUGCCACACCUUCACACCGAACGUCACGUGGGGCCAGCUGGUCGAUCUAAGCUCCUCAAAGAAGUUCCAGUUGAACAUCGAAAUAUCAGUGAAAGCCAACAGAGCCACUACGUGGGAUCACCGUGUUUUAAUCCACCCGAAGCGACGGCCGCUCCUGACCAACCUGGACAUCAAAGGAGUGCAGGAGGAUCCGCGCUUUGAACUGAAAGGUCCGAACAUCAUGCGAUUGCAAGUUUCCUCACGCAUUCACGACCGCGAGAGUCUGCAACGUGCCAGAUGCAAUUCGUCUGCCGGCUACGGCUACGAGGCCUGUGUCGUCCAAUGCUACCACACCCUCUGGGCGAACACACUGAACUGCUCGACUCCCGAGAUGCUGGACGAUUUCCUGCACCUGCCUGAGUGCUCCUUCCGUCAGCUGGGCAAGCGCAGCGUGUUCGCGCGCGGCUUCCGCGGCUGCCACUGCCUGCCCGCCUGCAGACAGCAGAGGUACGUGGUCGACGCCACCGUCCAAAAGCUGCCGGAGGGGAUGUUCAGCAGCACUCUGAUCCGCGUGCAGUUGGGUCAGAUCCCAGAGGAGGUGGCGACGGAGCGUCGCUCGUACCCGCCGGCCAGCCUGAUCAGCGAGAUGGGCGGCUACAUCAGCCUGCUGCUGGGCGUGUCCGUCCUCUCCGUGGGGGACGUGCUGAGUCAGAUCAUGAGCAAGCGCGCAGCCGCCGAGCCAUGCGAGCCGCGGGGCGCGGACGCCGCGCGAUGCCGGCUGGACACGCUGGACGCCGGCCGCGUGAACGUGACACAGCUCGGCCGUCUGCGGCGACUGGAGAUCGAGUGCGCCGACUCGUCGCAUGUCAGCGUUGACUUCGCCGUUGCGCUGGGGCGCGCGUUCGGCGAGCUGCGUGAGCUGGCGGUGGAGCGCUGCGCGCUGGGGCACCUCCGGCGAGGGGUGUUCCGCCACCUGCGCGGCCUGCGGACGCUCAGCCUAAGGACGUUCAACCGCGAGUGGACGUCGGCGGAGAUGAGGCUGGAGCGGGGCUGCUUCGAGGGCCUCGAGUACCUCGAGACGCUGGACCUCGGCGAGAACAACAUGUGGGCGCUGGAGUCGGGCGUGUUCGCGGACCUAGCGUCGCUCAAGACGCUCAACCUCACUGGUAACAGCUUCCAAGAGCUGGCCGAGCUGCAGGACGCUGGCAUCAGCGACAGUCUGCAGGUGCUGGACGUGUCUAGCAACGGUCUGCUGGAGCUGUCACCGGCCGGACUCAGCUCAUUCGGCAGCCUCCGUGAGUUGCACGCGCGCGCCAACCACCUGGCCGUGAUCCACGACGGAGCGCUGCGGGACCUCAAACGGCUGGAGGUGCUGGACGUCUCCGACAACCGGCUGGUGGCGCUGCCGGCCAUGAUGCUGAACGAGACGCGUCUGCUCCGCGACCUCCGCGUGCAGAACAACAGCAUCCGCGUCCUGCCGCCGAGCCUGCUGUCCGACCUGCCGCAGCUGCAGGCGGUCAACAUGUCCCGUAACAACCUCAGCUCCGAGUGGAUCCGAAAGGACACCUUCGCCGGCCUGUUCCGUCUGAUCGUGCUGGAUCUGUCGGCAAACCAGCUGGACUCGCUCAGCGUGGACGUGUUCCACGACCUCUCAAGCCUCCAGGUGCUGGACCUCAGCCGGAACGUGCUGACGUCCGUGCCAGACGGCGUGUUUUCGUCGCUGAGCAACCUGCAUACGCUGUCUCUUUCGGACAAUGCACUUGCUCGGCUGGGUCGCUACUCGCUGGCCGGCCUGCACGUGCUGAGCCGACUGCGACUGGACAACAACCGGCUGACUGACAUCGCCGACCUCACCUUCUCCAACGUUACCAGUGUGGAGCACCUGCUGCUGCAGCGCAACCAGCUGCUGUCGGUGCCGGCGGCGCUCAGGCGGCUGACGUUCCUGAGUCGGCUGGACCUGGCAGACAACUUCAUCAGGGACGUGCCGGUCGGCGCGCUGGCGCCGCUCCGCCAGCUCAGCUUUAUCAGCCUCGCCGGCAACCAGCUGAGCAACGUCUCGGUCGGCUGUCUGACCGGCCUGAGCUCGCUGGCCGUGCUCGACCUUUCCCGCAACCGCAUCAGCGGCGUCGAGAGCGGCGCCUUCGACGCUGCCGCCGGCCUGCGCGUCGUCCGAAUCGACGCCAACCGGCUGAGCAACGUCAACGGCCUAUUCGCGAAGCUGCCGGCGCUUCUCUGGCUGAACGCCAGCGACAAUCAGAUCGAGUUCUUCGACUACGCCCUGAUUCCGGUCGAGCUGCGCUGGCUCGACCUCCACAACAACCGGAUCCGCAAGAUCGGCAACUUUUACAACAUCGAGUCCAAGAUCAAGCUGGAGACGCUGGAUCUGAGUCACAACGAGGUGUCGCACCUGGCCGCUGCGUCCGUGCCCGACGGCAUCAAGUACUUCAUCCUUGCCAGCAACCAGCUGACGACGGUGGAGCUGGGGACGUUCGAAGCCAAGUCCCGGCUGAUCCGAGCCGACUUCUCCUCCAACCAGCUGAGCGAGCUGGACCUGCAGGCGGUGACGCUGGCCGGCAGCGAGGACAGCGUGGCGCCGGCCGAGCUUCUACUGGCCGGCAACCCCUUCUUCUGUGACUGCGCCAUGGACUGGCUGCUCACCAUCGACACCAUGACGCCGCGACACAAAUACCCUCAGGUGCUGGACGCGGAGCGGGUGAUGUGCCGCCUACUACGGUCACCGGGCCAUCCGAUCCCGCUGCCGCUCACCAAGCCGGCCGACUUCCUCUGCAACUACGAGCGGCACUGCUUCGCCCUCUGCCACUGCUGCAACUACGUGGCCUGCGACUGCGAGAUGAAGUGCCCCGACGGCUGCUCCUGCUACCACGACCACACAUGGAACACCAACAUCGUCGACUGCAGUAGCCGAGAGCAGCUGGCCAUCUCGCGGGAGAUCCCGAUGGACGCCACGGCCCUGUUGGCCGCCGGCAACAACAUCCGAAGCCUGGAGAGCCACACUUUCAUCGGGCGCAAGCGGAUCCGCCUGUUGUACGUCAACAACUCCAACGUGGAGGAGAUCCAGAACCGCAGCCUCAACGGCCUCUCGGCGCUCCAGGUGCUCCGGCUCGAGAACAAC